UUCUCCGGAGGGCUUGCUCACUCAUCGGGGGGUUAACCAUUCAGGUGUCCUCAGCCGCAUGAUGCGUUCAGAGGGGUGGUCGAGAUGCAAGGAGCCCCCGAGCCCUAGCCCGGGUAGGGACGAUCAGGGGGUGUCCUCGGCUUCGUGUUACAACCCUCAUCGCCCUUCUGCAGGGAAGAGGGGUGAGGCGAUUCAGGCUACCCUCGAGCGGGCCGCGAGCCAUGGAUGCUUCGGUGAGCUGUUAACGCGCUUGUUCGAGUGGAUGUCCGUGCCCCGUUCGAUAGGGGUCGGCUCGUGGUCCGGAGACACGUCCAUGAGAGCGCUCAUGAAGGUUUGCUAGGUAGGGCUCGGUCCCAUUCGAUAGGGGCCAAGGGCGCAGAAGCACUCCCUCGAUGGGAUCCCUCGACUAGCUGCCUUCGUCUGGCCUCGAACACGACAUAUGGGGCGCCCCCGGACUUCGCGUCUGGGGAUAGGCUCGAUCGCGCACGCCCUGGUCAUCCCUGACUCUGGUGAUCUGAGGCGCCUGUUCGAACCUUCCGCAGGUCAGACUUCGAACCUCUGAUCAGUAAGGCCUUGCGGGGAGCGUCGUGCGUCCCUGUCUUUGCGUAUCUGUGGCGCCUGUUCGAACCUUCGGUGGGCCAGGCCUCGAGCCACUAAUCAGUACGGCGAUCUGGGGCACCCAUCGAACCCUUUCGAGGGGCCGGGCCUCGAGCCCCUGAUCAGUAGGGGUUUUAAGGAGAGGCACAGGAAGCCUAUCGGACUCCGCAUUCGAGGGAGAACGAGCGUGUCGCGGGCAUUCCUGGCUCCAUCGAUCUGGGACGCCCGUUCGAACCCUUUCGAGGGGCCGGGCCUCGAGCCCCUGAUCAGUAGGCUUACCUCAGAAGGUUUGGCUUACCUUGGAAGGUGCUCGCGACGCUUGGUCUCCGGUCGCGGACCGGAUCGUGAUCGUGCGUGUGCGGUCGUGGCUGAGGUGGCGUUGAACGGGCGACGUGGGCGCGCCUUUUUAGGCAAAGCGGCGCAGGCGGCGGGCAGUUCGGAAGGGACAUGCUACAGGGUUUCCCGUUUUACCGCGCUGCAAUGAUUACCGUCGCGCACGCACGCGUCGGUUCCUAGGCGGUGGGGCCUUGCUGUCAGCGACAGGCGGCACCCACCGCGUUUACUGCGGCCGUUCGCUUUCCCCCGACUUAAUAAAUAGGAAGUGCGGGGGAGGGGAUUUUUUACCUUGGUCAUUCGCCAUCGCCGUUCUUGUCUUCGCCAUCUUCCGCAUCCUCGAGCUCUUGUCCCAAGAGAUCAGCGCGCGUCCGCUCCGCCGUCGUCCAGCUCUCCUCCUCCUUCAUCCCCAGCCAUGGUUCAUAUGGGUGAGGCCGUGGCGUGGAGCCCGUCGAGCGUCGAUGAGCACCUGCUGCUGGGACUUGUCGGCGGCGGACUCCUGUCAAGGCAUCCGGGCAUGAAGAGGCCGGAGUGGAUCGUGCCGCCGUCCGUGCACCGGGAGCCGGAUCCCUCGGCGGGGUACGUCGUCAGCUUCGUGCGUCUGCAUGAGCGGGGGUUCAAUGUCCCCGCGGGCAGAUUCAUGCGGGCGCUCUGCCACUACUACGGGGUGGAGCUCCACAACUUCGCCCCCAACGCCAUCUCACAGGCGGCGAGCUUCGUUGCCGUCUGCGAGGGGUUCCUCGGGAUCGAGGCGCACUGGGACCUGUGGGUUCACCUUUUCCGGUGUGAGCUCCACACGGUCGCCGGUGGGGCGAGGGGGCUGCGCCGGCCCGUCCUCGCCGGCGGCCUCACGUUCGCGUUGCGCGAGGGGAGGAAGGACAAGUACAUCCCCGGCUCCAUGACGUCAAAUAACGCCGAUUGGGAAAAAGGAUGGUUUUACCUGUGCAACGACGGCGCCGGGCUCCCGGCGUACACCGGGAAGGUGCUGACGGAGCGGCCGGGACGCUGGGGGCGCGGCGUGUCGGAUCCGGCGAAGCGGGAGCAGCUCGAUCUUCUGACCGGCGCCCUGCACCGGUUGGCGGAGAAGGGGCUGACCGUGGCGGCCGUCAUCGCCAACUUCCAUUGGUAAGCAGUCUUCCCCUAUCCCGCCUGCUUUGGUUCGAUUCGCUCCCAGACUCUAGUUCUGACUUUCGUGACGGCGGCAGGGAGUGUUCCGCCACGCCUACGAGUCGCUGGCCCCCACGUCCAGUUCUGAGUCGGACGACGGCGGCGACCAGUGGGAGGAGAUCGGCAGGGAGGCAGAGGAGGAAGAGAGGCGGGAGCGCUUGGCCUCGCAGGCGAAGGGCAAGGGUGCCCGCGCCGAGGCUGGGACCUCGUCGGCGCAUGGUCGCGCCACACCCACCUCCGUGGUGGGCGUGGUGCCCCGGGUGGGGUUGCGUCGUCGGAGGUUCCGCUCGGCUCGAGCGGCGCGCAGCCCCCGAGUCCUGCGAGGAAACACAAGCGGGCGGUGUUUGUCCAGAGGUAAGGCACGCCCUGAUCCCGCGCAACUUGGGUUUGCUGAUUGAUUUGCUCUUUCGUCUUCGCUCCAGCGGGCUGGGUUCGCCUGCUGUCCCAACGCUCACGCCCGCCAAGGUGCUCAGGGCGGGGGCACACGCCGCGCUGCGCGCGACGGGGCUCUGCUCGUCCAGGAGGACGCGUUUCGAGGCGGCGGUCUCGGCGUCGCUUCGGGCGGCCGUCGAGCGGGGGGGCGAGCAGGGGAGGCAGAUGCUUUGCACCGCCGGCAGGGAAGGUGAGGGCCGCUCGAGCGAUGCAGCCCCCGUUGAAGGGGGAGAGGUGGCCGAUCCCACGCCGGGGUUCGAGCCCACGCUCGGGACGUUGCUGGUGCGGCCUGAUGGCCGAGUGGUGCCGCCGACGCCGGUAGCCGGCGCCGGAGAUCAGCAGACUGCCAACGCGUCCACGUCGCGCCAGAGCCCUGGGUCUCAACGACUAGAGCCCUGGGCUCGACCAGCGCGGGGUCCCUGACCAGGUGGUGUGGCGAGCGGAGAAGGCCCUCUGGCUCGAGUACGAGCAGAUCGGCACUUCCCUCCAGAACACCCUCCAGAGCGCCUUGACGCUUCACGCGGUCAAGGCGCUCGGGAUUCACCGAGUAAGUGUGUUUUACGUUUCCCAGCUCGCGCAGAGGGAAACGACCCUUGCCGAGGCGCAGGCUCAGCUCCAGCAGGAGCGCGCGGCGCGUGCCGAGGCGCAGACUUCGCUCCAGCAAGAGCGCACAGCGCUCGAGGGGUUGAGGUCCGCGCUUCAGCAAAGGGACGCAGCGGUCGCCGCGGUGAACGCUCAACUUCUUGUCGGGUAGACGGGGGUCAAGCUGCUCACCGGGGCACUGGUGCAGGAGGCCUGUACCGUCGAGGCCCUGCGCACCGGCGUGGAAGAGGAAGGUGCUUCAGUUCUGGAGCUGCAGCCAGGGGUCGGUGCCCUGCAAGCGGAGCUCGCAGAAGAGAAGAGGCGGACCGAGGGUGAGCCGUGGCUGCCAGAACCCUCGAUCCUUUCGGUUUCGCCGAAGUUUGUUGUUUGACGUUGCUUUUCGUACUUUCAGGGCUGCGGGAAUCUUUGGCGGGCUCGUCGGCGCAGAUGGAGGCUCUCCAGGCCGCAUGCAAGAAGAUCGAGGGGGUCGAGGGUUCGUCAGGCAGCUCGCUGGCGAGUCGCCUGGCGUCUCUGGGCGGCCGUGUCGUUGAGCGCCUGAGGGGCGCCCUUCGACUUGGUGUCCAGAAGACCCUGGGUUUGGCGUCGACCCACUACCUCCUCGACUUCAAUGCGCUGACGUCGGGCUACAUCGUCGCCAAAGGGCUUGAUGAAGACGCUACUGUUGCCGCCAUCCGCCAAGCUGAUGCCGCCGUCGACGGUCCUGCUACGAUGCUUGCCGGCUCGUUCGAGGAUGACCUCUUCCCUGAUGCAGACGAAGGCGGAGACGAUGCCGCCCCGCUCCCUCCUGCGCCCUGAAAGGGAUGGGCAUGGAAGCCCUUAGUUUGUAUUAGGAUUUGUAUCAAACAACUCGGUAUUGAAUGUACAAAUUACUCGCAAUUAUUUUUAGCAUGUUAUCGCGUUUUCCUCGUCUUCUUAGAGAGACUUUGGCCGGGAAGAUCGUAUACGUGAAUAACUUCAGCGUAGGGUGGUGAGGGGGGUGCCGUAUCCUCUCGGAGGCGUCGGGCGGUCCCGCGACUCGGCCGGCCCUAGCCUUAGUUGGUUCACGCCCUGCUCCUGUCCUUCUAAACGUUCGAGGCUAACGCGUUAACAUUUUUGAAAGAAUAGGUUUGCGAAAAAAAAUGGGACAGUUUGGGGGACGCCCCCCGUUGUAGCCCCCGAGGGAGACUUGGUUUUUUUGAGACCCUAAGCCGAGGGUAAAACCGAGACUUCCUGUUUUUGUUCGCGACCUCUUUAUUUAUUCGUUUACAAUUGCGUGAAUGAAAGAAGUAUGAAAGAAAAGACUUGCAAAUUCAUGGGUAAAAGCGACGUAGCUGUUGAAUGUUCCAAGCAUUGGCGAAGAUUUCGCCCUUCUCGUUCGCGAGCUUGUACGUGCCGGGCUUGAGUACUUCGGCGAUGAUGUAUGGCCCUUCCCACGGCGGCGAGAGCUUGUGUCGACCCCGGCUGUCUUGUCGCCGCCUCAGCACCAGAUCUCCCUUGUUGAGGUCUCGACGUCGAACCCUCUGUGCUUGAUAUCGUCGAAGGGAUUGCUAGUAUCUUGCUGAGUGCAGGGUCGCCACGUCUCGAGCCUCGUCCACACGGUCCAGCGAGUCUUCGCAAGCUUGCUGGUUUUGUUCCUCUUGGUAGGCCUUGAGCCUCGGGGACCCGUACUCCAAGUCCGUGGGGAGGAUGGCCUCGGCGCCAUAGACGAGGAAGAACAGGGUGAAGCCCGUGGCUCUGCUCGGGGUUGUUCUGAGGCUCCAAAUAACCGAGGGCAGCUCCUGGAUCCAUUUCCGGCCAAACUUGUUCAGUUUGUUGAAAAUUCUUGGUUUCAGGCCUUGUAGAAUCAUGUCGUUGGCACGCUCCACUUGGCCGUUCGUUUGGGGGUGUGCCACAGCUGACCAAUCCACGCGGAUGUGGUAGUUGUCACAGAACUCCAAGAACUUUCUACCGGUGAACUGGGUGCCGUUGUCGGUUAUAAUCGAGUUUGGUACCCCGAACCGGUGGACGAUGUCCGUGAAGAAUAGCACGGCCUGCUCGGAUCUGAGGUUGCUGAUGGGGCGGACCUCGAUCCAUUUUGAGAACUUGUCGAUGGCCACCAACAAGUGGGUGAAGCCGCCUCCACGCCGACGAGGGCGCCAUCGCAGUGCCGAGCUCGCCGCCUCCCAAACCCUAACCCUCGGCGCCGCCCCAGCGCAGUCCCAUUAUCAUUCUACGGAAUACGGAGUCACAUGCCUCUCUCUUCAUUCUCCUCCUCCGUAUGCAUCUUGCUCAGAGAAGCGGCGGGGAGACUCUGACGUAGAGGCGGCGGUUGGUGGAGGCUCCGGCGGCGGCUCGGCUGGUGUUUAAUCUUGCCAAUUCAGGCGGUGUUUGAACGGGAGGAGACCCAGUUACUGCGAGGUUUCAGCCAAAUAGGCCCAAAUAUCGUCCCAAACGAGCGGCCCAUCAUCCUAGGCCCACUUUGCGGCCCAAAAGGCUCCUCUCCCCCACUCCCCUGACAGAUUGGGCGAGAGGCCUCAGUCUCUGGCUCCCCUCUCCCGAGUCCAAGCAGCCUCGGCAAUUUGGCGGCGGGCAGCGGCAGGAGGCACAGUCGAGCGGCGCACGCCGCGGCAGCCUCCAGCGACGCCGGGCGCCUCCCGACUCCUGAGUCUCGCCGUCCCGGUCCCGCGCGGUGGCGUCAGGCGCCAGGCGCCAGGAGGACGGCCACUUGCAACGCCCGAGCGGCGGCCGGGGCCUGGGACAAAGCACAGGGGUCGAGGGCCGGCACGGCUGGCCGGGGCACGCGGCAGCCGGUGAGGACUCGUGACGCCGCGACGCACCGGUAUGCAUCUAGCCAAGCCCUAAGCUGCCUAAGCAGGUCUAAUUUCUCAAUCUCUUAAUUAGUUGUGCAGUAGCGUAGAACUUGACCUGAAAUUGAUAACUUAAUUUAUGCUCAAUGAAAUAUUGUAUCUUCCCUGUGUUAUAAAAACUAGACCUAUAUGUCAAUAUGUCAUAAUCAAUCACGCAUGCCAAAAUACUAGGCUUUAGACCCAAAAAAAUUUACAGAAAAUUUUGAACACCCGCGCUAGAAAUCAUGGGUCCGCCCCUGCAUUCUCCUCCAUUCUCUUGCAGCUGCUGCCUGAACGAAAUGGCUCAGUCGUUAGAUCAGGGGCAAGGGAGCACCUGGUCGGCAAAGGACCGGGGUGCACUCACUGGGUACCCCUGAUCCCCUGCCCCUCUUGCAAGAUGGCAAGGCUGGACGAGCGGCGGGUCAAAAGGGAGAAUGAGAAUAACUACGGCCUGCCCUACUUCAAGUGCCCAAAUGAAGGAUGCGGUUAUUACAAAACGCAGAAGUCAUACUUUGAUAUUUUGGUGGGUAAGAAGUUGAUUGUGCUGCAAUUUGAUGCUCUGGAAGAUGAAGAUGAGGUGAAGUCCGAAGAUGCUGCUGCUGGGGGAGCUCUGAUCGAAGCAAAGUUGGACAAAUUGAGCAACACAAUGCAGCGGGUCCUCGUGCUUGUCGUAGCACUUGUUGGAAUAGCCUUGUUGCAUCUGUUCAAUUGAUCGAUGUUCCAACUUCCAAGUGAUAUUCUCUUUUGAUGCUCCCUGGAUGUAAAUAGAUGUUGUCUGAUCAAACUGAUGGUCCAGUACUAUUGUGCUGAACUCUAGCCUAUGUUGUGCUUGAUGUUGUGUAACAUCGAGCUAGCUGUGGGUGUUAUUUUGCAAUUACUGGCUUGGCAUAUGCAUAUGCAUGGCGUGGCUGUAGCCUGGCUUGAACUUUCAUUGUAUCUGGAACCAUGUGUUAUUUUGCGGUGCUGGAUGCUUAAUGUUGGUACUACCCAUAUUAUAUA
Molecule: messenger RNA, 6935 nt
Organism: Panicum virgatum (switchgrass)
Lineage: Eukaryota; Viridiplantae; Streptophyta; Magnoliopsida; Poales; Poaceae
Exons: 2
Coding region: 1346-2059 (237 amino acids)
Source: RefSeq, a predicted model, not a curated record